GAUGUUCUCUGUGUUACUGUAAUAUGAUUUAUUCCCAUUGGCUAAAGUCAGCACAGAGUUUGUAAACUGAGGCUAAACAUCGCGAGACUUGCAGGAACGCUUGCGAAACUGGUCAAGCAGACCAGGCCGGGGUUUGGGGUUCGACAAGUCAAUGAGAGAAAGUGAAAAAUUCUUCCUUAGUUGUUAAUUUUUCGAAAUCUAAAGGCACAACCUAGAUUCGAUCCAAUGUCUUAAGUAAUUGAACAUGUUAUUACUCAGACCUCUUGAAAGUGACAGACUGACUCGUUUUCAUUUUCGUCAAAAAUAACAUUGAGGGGGGGUGCCUUUGACGGCGUGCACAUGCGCAAUUAUUCGCGAGACAACCGUUAGACCCGAUGACGUGUUUCUGCGCAUGAGCUUAGCUAGCUGACGUGUUCGGGGAUUUCUAGUGGAGAAUCAGUUUCUGCCUAUCUUCCUACUGUACUGUCUUUGGGCGAAGUGCUUCAUUCUGACGUUUGGCGUUUCCUAUUUGAGAUAGAACCCACCUCUUCCUGUCGGUGCCAGAGUAGUAACUUCACCAUAUUUAGUUGGUCAGAGCCCUACAGAGUUGAGCACAGGCAACCGGGAUGAAAACCUUAGCCAUAUCGACGAAUGCAACCGGGAGUUGACAGCCUAGAAACAGGGAGACUGGCCGCUGUUGGAGAGUGACAUCAGUGGAAACAAGGCUGCACAUAUCGUUAGCAGACUUUGAGUGAUAAGUAGCUGUCUAAUGUCGGAUGAGAAUUCGAACUAGUAGUCGUAGGUAACUAGAUGGCUAGCUAGCUAAUUAUCGCCAACUAGCAAGCCUUAAACUCGAUUUCUUCUGGACGUAAAACUGAACGUAUCAGAUUUUUAUUCAGCAAACUGGUAAUAAACUAAAGAGACCAGUGAAUCUGCAAUUAUGAUAUCUUGACAUUGUCUGUUAGCUAUGCUUGUCUCAAUCCAUUUGCUAAUCUAGCAGCUAGCUAGUUUAUCAUCGUCGUUGAGGCUCGAGCCAGUAUCGCCGUGGCAGUGUAUUCUGAUUGGAUACCUUGAUCGUGUGAACGACUUGCAGACACCGGGACACGGAAGACCCUCAUCCAAAGGGACUGGAAAAGGGGCCCGUUUGACAGUGAGUAGAGAGGAGAAUUCCGGAGAACCCGUAACUACUCGGUUACAUCGCCUGUGUGGUAUUGUGAACUGCCGAUAAACCAGAUUGAACCAAGCAAGAGUUCCAGACAUUUGUCAUCUGUGAUCCGGGGAGUGAACCGGACAGGGACCUCAUGAAUGGAAAUCGGAACGACAGGAGCCGUUGGAGCCCAGCCCCUGUUCACUGUGCCACGGCGGCCUGGCUAUGGCACCAUGGGAAAGCCCAUCAAGCUGCUGGCCAACUGCUUCCAGGUGGAUAUCCCCAAGAUAGACGUCUACCUCUAUGAGGUGGACAUCAAGCCCGAGAAGUGCCCGCGCCGCGUCAACAGGGAGGUGGUGGACUCCAUGGUGCAGCACUUCAAGGUUACCAUCUUUGGGGAUCGUCGGCCAGUCUACGAUGGGAAGAGGAGCUUGUACACAGCCAACCCGCUGCCAGUGGCAACCGCAGGGGUGGAUCUGGAUGUCACUCUACCGGGUGAGGGGGGCAAGGACCGGCCCUUUAAGGUCUCAAUCAAGUUUGUGUCUCUGGUGAGCUGGCACAUGCUGCACGAGGUGCUAACCGGCCGCAGCGUGCCUGAGCCCCUGGAGCUGGACAAGCCCAUCAGCACCAACCCAGUACAUGCUGUGGACGUGGUGCUGCGACACCUGCCCUCCAUGAAGUACACUCCAGUGGGUCGCUCCUUCUUCUCAGCCCCAGAGGGCUACGACCAUCCCCUGGGAGGGGGGAGAGAGGUGUGGUUUGGUUUCCACCAGUCUGUACGCCCCGCCAUGUGGAAGAUGAUGCUCAAUAUUGACGUGUCUGCCACGGCCUUCUACAAAGCCCAGCCAGUGAUCCAGUUCAUGUGUGAGGUCCUGGACAUCCACAACAUAGACGAGCAGCCCCGACCUCUCACAGACUCCCACCGGGUCAAAUUCACCAAAGAAAUCAAAGGUCUGAAGGUGGAGGUCACACACUGUGGCACCAUGCGGAGGAAGUACCGCGUUUGCAACGUGACCCGUCGGCCCGCCAGCCAUCAAACGUUCCCUCUGCAGCUGGAGAAUGGUCAAACGGUGGAGCGCACGGUGGCCCAGUACUUCAGAGAGAAGUACAGCCUGCAGCUCAAAUAUCCCCACCUGCCCUGCCUCCAGGUGGGGCAGGAGCAGAAGCACACCUACCUGCCCCUGGAGGUGUGUAACAUAGUAGCAGGGCAGCGCUGCAUCAAGAAACUGACAGAUAAUCAGACGUCCACUAUGAUCAAGGCCACGGCUCGCUCUGCACCUGACAGACAGGAGGAGAUCAGCCGACUGGUGCGCAGUGCCAACUACGAGUCUGACCCCUUUGUGCAGGAGUUCCAGUUCAAGGUGCGCGACGAGAUGGCCCACGUGACAGGGCGCGUGCUGCCUGCCCCCAUGCUGCAAUACGGCGGCAGGGUGAGCACAGAGCACUUUAUGAACCGGACGGUGGCCACCCCAAGUCACGGGGUGUGGGACAUGAGGGGCAAACAGUUCCACACGGGAGUAGAGAUCAAGAUGUGGGCCAUCGCAUGUUUCGCCACACAGAGGCAGUGUCGCGAGGAGAUCCUCAAGGGUUUCACAGACCAGCUGCGUAAGAUCUCCAAGGAUGCUGGGAUGCCCAUUCAGGGCCAGCCGUGUUUCUGUAAAUACGCCCAGGGAGCCGACAGUGUGGAGCCCAUGUUCAGGCACCUGAAGAACACCUACUCUGGACUGCAGCUCAUCAUCGUCAUCCUGCCUGGAAAGACCCCCGUCUACGCGGAGGUGAAGAGGGUGGGAGACACUCUCCUAGGAAUGGCCACUCAGUGUGUCCAGGUGAAGAACGUGGUGAAGACGUCCCCCCAGACCCUCUCCAACCUCUGCCUCAAGAUCAACGUCAAGCUGGGGGGAAUCAACAAUAUCCUGGUGCCCCACCAACGACCCUCAGUAUUCCAGCAGCCUAUCAUCUUCCUGGGGGCGGACGUUACACACCCCCCUGCUGGAGACGGGAAGAAGCCCUCCAUUGCUGCAGUGGUAGGCAGUAUGGACGCACACCCCAGCAGGUACUGUGCCACAGUCAGGGUCCAGAGGCCCAGGCAGGAGGUGAUCCAGGAUCUGGCCUCUAUGGUCCGAGAGCUGCUGAUCCAGUUCUACAAGUCAACCCGCUACAAGCCCACCAGGAUCAUCUUCUACAGGGACGGAGUGUCAGAGGGCCAGUUUAGACAGGUGUUGUACUACGAGCUGCUGGCCAUCCGCGAGGCAUGCAUUGGCUUAGAGAAGGAGUACCAGCCCGGCAUCACCUACAUCGUGGUCCAGAAACGCCACCACACCCGCCUCUUCUGUGCCGACCGCAACGAAAGAGUUGGACGUAGUGGAAACAUUCCUGCUGGCACCACGGUGGACACGGACAUCACGCACCCCUACGAGUUUGACUUUUACCUCUGCAGUCACGCUGGAAUACAGGGGACCAGUCGGCCCUCCCACUACCACGUCCUGUGGGACGACAACUGCUUCACGGCCGAUGAGUUCCAGCUGCUCACCUACCAGCUGUGCCACACCUACGUGCGCUGUACCCGCUCCGUCUCCAUCCCCGCGCCAGCCUACUACGCCCACCUGGUGGCCUUCCGUGCCCGCUACCAUCUGGUGGACAAGGAGCACGACAGUGCGGAGGGCAGCCAUGUCUCUGGUCAGAGUAACGGUCGGGACCCCCAGGCUCUGGCCAAGGCGGUGCAGAUUCACCACGACACGCUGAGGACCAUGUACUUCGCCUGAGCACCACCCCACAUCACCAUCACUGUACUUAAAGCACACACACACACACACACACACAAACCCCGCCUGCCAGUCAAGGAGGGUUGUAUCCCCCCACAACCAGUCAAUCCGGACCUGACACUGUGUAGAGGGGGGUGGGGGAAGCCCCCCGCAAUGGACUGAGGAUGCAGACAGACGCUGCUUUUAAACAAGAGAGGAAGAACUUGGCACUAUUAUGCAAUAUUAAACCAGCCAACUGCUUUUCCUGGGCACCCCAACUCCGCCCCCACCCUCCUCCAGUCCCUCCCUCCUUUUCUCCGGUCAUGAAGGAGAUCUGUUUUGAUUCCGGAUGUGUAUGGUCAACGUUGCAGAAAUCGUUCCCUUUCGUCAUCAUGCCUUUUACGUCAUCUCAGUUUUUAACGGCAGCACUUCCUGCGCUUUUUCGUUUAUUAGUUCUGUUUUGACUUUUCUUUAUCAAAGGUUGAGGAGAGAAGAAGAGGAUCAGGAGUGUGAAGGGUGGAUCUCUAUCGGUGCAGACCCAUCAUGGCGCACAAGCUUGCCACUGGUAUUUUCCUCUCCUUUCCUCUCCAGCUUUUUUUAGCCAAUGGUGACUUAUCAAAAGUGUGAGUGUCAAUGGACACUGGGUACUAGGAGACGAACACAAGCUAUUAUUGUGAGCACAGUGCCACCUGGUGUCUGAACGGUGUAAAUGCUCUCUUCAAAAGUCCCAACCUGUCUGGGGAAUAAGCUAUGAUGCUAAUCAUAUGAUUUCCAACUCGUUAUCAUUUGACUUGAACCAAUAAGUGCUGUGCGUAUACAUUGGCACACAUCAUAGAGGGUAAUACAACGAUAUCACACCCUAGGUCAGUCCCCUAUGACAUAGGCCUAAUGUGCUGUCACAUCAACUAACUACGUUGCAAUGUGACCCUGUUUGGAAUUUUCUUUCCUGUACAUCAUGUGUUUUGAUAUUUAAGGUGCUUGUUUUUUUUUGGUUUUUUUUUACCAUUCUUUCCAGUAUUUAUUAGUACGGUCAAGAUAUAGUAAUUUAAUAUGAGACGGGCGUUUUUAUUUCUGCAUUCUUUCUAUCUCAUUGCUCUUUAGAUCUAUCCUUUCUCUUGGAUUUUAAUUUGUGGUGGAAGAUCCUAAAUUGAAUGACAGAUCAUGUUGCUUUCUCCUAGUGCAAUAAUCUUUUAGCUGAGGGAAGGAAGCUUCUUCUAGAAGAUACGGUUUGAAUAUCUGGAAGUCUAGCAGUGAGUUACGAGAAUGUGGCAGAACCCAGAUCUUCUAUGAGAACUCUGUUCACACAAUUGGCACUUACCCGUAGCUCCUCUUUAUGAAGGGAUUAGAGGUGUUCGGGAAGUCUAAUGGUUAUGCCAGUGAGUGUGUUAUGGGUUAGAAAUCAAGUGCCUGGUUUUGGAAAUGAACAGUCAAAUGGAAGUUGUAUGGAUGGAUUAUGACGUGGCGAUCCUAGCCUUUUUAAAAUGUAUUCAAACAAGGAAGUUAAAGGGCAAAGUUUAGCUGGAGAAAGUUGACUUUAAGCUACAUUUUGCCUCUUUUUUUUUUUUGACAGACAUUGCAUCGCAUUGAAAUCCUCAUGAUAGAAAAUCUAUAUAUUCUGUGUGUGUGUGUGUGUGUGUGUGUGUGUGUGUGUGUGUGUGUGUGUGUGUUAGUUUAUCCUAUUGUCUUUGCCUAAUAGCAGCAGUAUUUUAGCAGAUCAAGUCGUGCUGCACUCUGUCUCUAUCCUCAUCAGACAUGGAUCUAGCUGCUAUAUCUAUAUGUACUCAAGGUGACUAAGAAUCGAGGCGUGCCUCAGUCAUGAGCGGCAGGAGAGCUAAGCCGACAUUUCAUUUUUCCCCGCCAUAUAACUGAGCAUCCAAACCAAUAGUAGCUAGCUGUCUGCUGGAGUCAACAGUUCGAUGAUUCUUGGAAGUCCGGGAGACUGGGUGAGUGACUUGUGCGGUCGCUGCUUAGCUCCUCUGUGCUCUGUGACGUGAGGCAUGCCUAGUGGUGUUCAAGAGAAAGACAAUAAUCUGCACUAAAAGAAGUGUGUGUCAGACCGAACACAUGCCUCUGGUGCUAUGGGGGUGUGUGGCCUCCUUGCCGCACACCUUUUGAGAAUUUGCAGUCUGAGUAGGCCUUUGGGGGGUACAAAUGUACCGUAGUAAACCUCCCAAUGAGGUAAACGAGAGGGUCUGUUAUGUGGGGCACUGUAGGGAUUCUCGUCCUAACUGUUAGUGGAAACGGUUGCCAUUGAGAAUCCCUUGUUUUUGACGGUACAAUGAUACAAGGACACAGUUCUCAAAGCAAGGACUGCCCCAAUAGGUGAACGGUAGUGUGGUCCAAUGGUAGAAUCCUCUCCCCCCCUGUAGUUGCGUUUUGACUGCCUUCCCGACUCUAGCCUUCCCCUGGCUGGAAGCCAAUGAGUUUGAGCCUUCAUGAUCUUCACUAGUGUCCAAAAAGCCUUUUUAAAAAGCCAGAUUGGAAGAUGUGUAUAUGUACAUUAUUGUAAUGCUCACACCACUUAUUUUUGCUAACCAAAAAAAUCGAACAUAUGUAGUUAUAGUUAUUCAUCAUAGUAAUAAUAUCAUUAAAGGUAAACGGUAAUAAAAUAUGUAAGAGUUGAUGAUGCAAUAGACUGUUGUUGACUCGUGUCCUGUGGCAAUGUAUAACAUGAAUUAGUUUAUUUUGGCGUGCGUGCAGUGGAUGUAUUUCGACAUGUAACGUGAGUCUGGGUUGUUAGACUGUUAUGGAUCGGGAUGUAGUGGACUUGUCUCUGAGUUCUAGAAGUAAGAGGUGCUUCUAUUUCUGUCACUCUUGGCAGCUGUUGUCAGAUCUUCCCUGUUGUCAUAGAAUCCAAAUGGAAUCAUUUGACUUUUUAAAAAAAAUUUAAGAGCAUAAUUGUUCUGAUCCAGAUCGUCUUUCUCAGGCGGGAGUUGACACCUGUAGAGUAGGGGAGAGCGGGAGAAACCGGAGCUUGUCAAAGUGUUUGUAGACCCACUUUUAAAAAGAUGUAGUUGAUUUAAAGAAUGAGAUGGUUACCUUGACUGGUCAUCUUCAACGUUUUGUACCGAUGUGGCCCGCAGUGUUUUACGCUAAGCCUUGUGGGUUAUGAGGCUAAGCCUUGUGGGUUAUGAGGCUAAGCCUUGUGGGUUAUGAGGCCCCUAUAGAGUGAGACUUGGCCUGUAACUGUUGCUUUUCUCCUCGCGCAACCAAGGGAACUUCUUGUGCUCAGAAAUACAUAGGCUAUAGGCCUCCAGUAAGUCUGCAAUGUGACAAAGCCUAUAAUCUCAUUUGUUUUUCCCACUUUCUCCUGACUUUUGACUCCCAUUGCCAGAGGACUACAUUCCAUAGCCAGUAGAUCUGCCAUCGGAUUCCCCUGAGAAGUGGAGAAAAGAUGGAAGACUAGAGGACAGAAGAAGUUAAGUGUGUGUGUGUGUGUGUGUUGGUUGGUACAGAGUAGGGUAUUGUAGUUAGAUGGGUUUUUGUGCAUGUGGCUGGUUCUGGUGUUUGUGAAGUGAGAAGUAGGGCUAAGUGCCAUUUGAGGGAGGUGACGUGUAUGGAUCGGGACAUUGUUUAGCAAGCGACAAGCGUAGCUCUCAUCCAAGCUGACAUUAUGAGGAACGUCAAGGACUGUAGAACAUUCAGAUUUUCCUGGGCAAAAGAACACAUGUUUACAUAUAGCAGAUGUGUUUGCCUAACAUCCUUAUAACAUUAGAACUCGCUACAUCGUCAUCCGUAACGUUUUUCAGAUGUUCGGUUUUUUUUCAGCAGUUUUUUUGCUUAGUUUAUGGAUAUUUAUGAGCAAGGCCUUUCUAGGUCUAAAACAUCACCCCAGAGUUUGCUAUACUCUAUGGAAAAGUAGCUAUAUUUACAGUAGCUGUAUGUGUGUUCAUUCCAUUGCCUGUGACGCACAGAUAUACUGGAUUCUGUGUUGUAUGUUCUUUCUUUUCGGGGUGGAAGGUAAAUCUAUGGCAGAGUGACGAAGUCCACGGAAAGUGCCUUUCUUUAUGGUGGUGCUGUAAAACAAAAGUCAAACGGAAAAUCAAAAAGACGUCUAUCUCAUUUUUGAAGGAAAAAAAAAAACACACCUGCGUUUUAUGCACAGUGUACACACACACACACACACACACACACACACACACACACACACCAAGAUUGAUACUGAGGACCCGCAGUCUGUUUGUUAAAGACAUUAGAGUCUAUGAUUGUGGUUGAGCGUUCACUUAGUGGUGCAUUUUGAGUCUGGACCAAUGGACUUGGUAGGUUGGUACAAUGGAACUUGUGUUGACAAGCGAGGUCACAGUUAAAACCGAUGUGUGUGUGUGUGUAACACAGCCUGGCCCACGAAUGACAAACAUAGCACAGCACUUUAUAGACUGCCACUCUCUCUCGGACAUAAAGCCAAGAGGUUUUCUGUCUCUGUUCCUCCUCCAAUCCCCACCUCCCAGAUACAGUUUACUAUCAAAGACUUGUUUAUUAUGUGAAUGAGGAGAUUCUCCUCCUCUGGGAAAGGGAAUUGGAUUACGACACCAAACAAAACGGUUGCUAUCGCUACCAAGUGGUCAUUUUAAAAGCGUGCCUCCAGCUCAUGUGACUUCGCUAAUGAUGGCUCUGUUUUGAGUCAGCCUGCAUUUUAUAUGGGUUCUCCUUAAGAAUCUGAAACCACCAAUGGUUUUUAAGUGUUCCAAUAUAAGGCAUCCGUAUUAGGAAGCAGGGCAUCCAUAUUAGGAAGUCGGCAGUUGUCUGGCCCAUGGCAUUCUCUCAUCCUAGUGCAAUGCCUCGCCCUGCCUUGUGUCUGUCUUGUCCUUAUUGGAAGGAUAGUGGGCCCACUUUCAUUGGCGUUUUGGGGCAGUUUGGGUGUAGAAUAAGACUCCGAGGGGUCUGUAUGAGUCAUUUGGGGUACCCGUCAGUCCAGGGGGGGGGAUACCUUUACAAGAGAUUCAAAUAUAUAUAUAUAUAUAUAUGUGCGCCUCACUUACCUUGGUAUGCUGCAUAUGUUAUACUACAUGAGAGGAAAAACUGCAAAUAUUGCUUUGGUUAUUACAGUAUAAUGCUUGAUUAAUACCUGAUUAUGAUAUUCUUAUAACUAUUUUAGAGACAGAAGUAUAACUGUAAGAUAUUCUUGUUUUAGUUUUUUUUGUCUUAACACUUAUCUGACUUGAGCCGAACGUUUUUAUUUUGUCGUCCUAUUUAAAUGUGUCGUUCUUUUUAAUAUGUAUAUGAAAUGUAUAUUGCAAAAUAUUUUAUGCUGUAUUUAUUGGGUGCAUAAACGAGCGGCUAGCUAGAGUCUCAUUGGAAGCAUGGUGGAGGUGGAGCUAGGGGACGAGGCCUUAAACCCCCCCCCCACCUCUCCAUGUUGAAGCCUUAUCCUCCCCAGACACGCAAGCACAGCAAUGUGGUGGUGGGCGGACGGAGGGGCAUAGUUGAGCAGGGGGACCAGUUUUAUUUUUAUUUUUUUAUUUUUUUUAAUGAGGUAUUAAUUAUGUAGACCCCUGCGUCUAGCUGGUUGGUUCCUCGUGAAGGGAAGAAGCCUUCUCAUAUGUCCUCUUACCACCUUCUUGUACUCUGUCUUCCCUCUCUCCUCCCCGGUUCUCUCCUCCCAUCUUGAUGAGGCCACCCCCACAUGAUGCGUCUCAUCUCCUGUAGGGUUAGGGGAACCUUUACUGAACCACACGGACUGAGCUGAGCCUUGUUAAAAAAAAAAAAAAACUCACAUCCUCAUCCAGAGCUGCUACUAUGUUAGCCGUGUAAACUCCCCUGGCCUGGUAGAGUGCAGGUGGGUGAGAAUAGAGGAGAAAAUGGAGGGAAUGACGGUGACUGUGCUAAGGCAGAGGAUGUUAGGUGGGGCUUCUGUCCGUUCACUUUUCCCUUGUGCCAGAGACUUUUACACAGUGAGGAGUGGAGUGUAAAGUCUCGUUCCGCUCAAACACAAGCCUCCGCCUUAAGUGUGUUCUUACUUCGUUGUUGGGUUUUAUUUACGACGACGGAAUGCCUGAGUUGAGUCCCCAAAAAAAUGGCCUAACUCCAAAAUGGCAUCCUCGUGUUUCUUUUCAAACCACUAAUAGUGCUACAGUAGUUGGUGAGCCCCAACGUACAAAAGUGUAUGUUUCCCCACGUGUAUGGAUGUAAGAACAGGAGCCCGAGGGUUCUGUGUGCUGUACUUGUACCUGUAUAACGAAUCAAGGUGUUGUAAUAAUUAGUUGCUGUUCUGUUUGCCCACAGUGUCUGUUAGUUGUCCCCACCUCACUCUAGGGUCAGAGGUCAGAGGCAUGGCGCUUGGAAGGGGUCGUCAACCCUGUUCAGAACUUUUAAUAGGCUUUUCUACCUAAUACCCACAGACAAAUCCUUUGUUUACGACAUGUUUACUCCAUUUAGCUAUCUGAUUGAUGUGCAAGCAGACGCUGCUUGCUUUCAGUCCGUUCGCAGUCCAUGUUAAGAUUUUGAAGUAACAUUUGCUCGAGAGAUUAUCGGAUGCUGUUACAAUGUUACACUGGUUUGAAGACCGAUCUCGUCAGUGGCCAAGAAUGCUGGACUUUUAAAGAGUUUCCUAUAUGUUUCAUCGGUAUCUUGAGGUUAUUUUUGUAUUUGACGUGCGUCAGUUAGGGUUGUGCGCUGUGAUACCAUUUGAGUCCUGAGGCACCAGCUAAAAUCAAUGGGUGUUUGAUGAUACAAACAAGGUAGCCACAUGAGUUCCAUGCCUCGAUCUCUCUCCCUUACUACUCUGUAUGUUUCAAACUCUGUUGUACCAACAGGUCUUUUUAUUUCAGUUUUAAAUGUCUUUUGUUUUAUAAUUCUUUCUUUUAGGCCUUUAGUUUUGCUUUGCUACAAUUUGAAGUGUAUCUUUCACUAAUACUUGUAAUAAAAAGCUUUGCUUCAAAA
Salmo salar (Atlantic salmon) is the source of this 10746-nucleotide messenger RNA. Its product is annotated as protein argonaute-3. Lineage: Eukaryota; Metazoa; Chordata; Actinopteri; Salmoniformes; Salmonidae. The record is from RefSeq and is a predicted model, not a curated record. Gene Ontology annotation, biological process: regulation of stem cell proliferation; regulatory ncRNA-mediated gene silencing. Gene Ontology annotation, molecular function: RNA binding; protein binding.